GCUCAUGCGCUGUAGCGCGCGCCCGGCUGAGCUGGUGUUGCUGAGAGCGCGCAGUGUGCCAGGUGACCGGUCGGUAGAGCGCGGGGAAGUGCGUGAGUGGCUGCUGCUGCUGUUGUUGCUGCGAGAGCAAAGAGGGGAAGUUAACGUUGGACCUUCUGAAGGAAGCAGAUGCUGUGGAAUCAAUGAUUACCAAAAGAUAACAAUUUGUGGGAAAUUGUAGCUUUUUCAAUGAAAGAAUGAGUUCCCUGAAGCCUAGUGGGCUAAAGGCACCUUCCAGAAUAGCAAAACCUGGAGCAGUUGCUGCUAAAUCAUCUGCCGUCACUGCCCCAACUGUAAAAACAGCAACAGAAAAACCAGCCCCUGCCCCCCCUUCAGAGACUACAGAAGAAUUUGUGGAUGAUUUUCAUGUUGGAGAGAGGGUCUGGGUAAAUGGUAAUAAACCUGGAUGCAUUCAGUUCCUUGGUGAGACUCAGUUUGCCCCUGGACAAUGGGCGGGAAUAGUAUUGGACGAAGUCAUUGGAAAAAAUGAUGGUGCUGUGGCUGGUGUUAGAUACUUUCAAUGUGAAGCCUUGAGAGGAAUAUUCACAAGGCCAUCAAAAUUAUUACGAAAACCAUUGGAAGAGGAGAGCAACGGUACUCAAACUGCUCCUGUUUCCAGAUCUACUUCUCCAACCUCUGUGUCUUGUACAAAUACAUCUCCGGUUGUAACGACUGCUCCAGCCUCAGUAGUGACACCACUAAAAAGCUCCACACCAUCUGCAAAGGAAUCCUCUACCCCAGCCCAAUUAAGCAAUCUUACAAGGACAACAAGUGAAUCAAUAUCAAACCUGUCUGAAACAGGAUCUGUGAAAAAAGAACGAGAGCUUAAAUUAGGUGACAGAGUUUUGGUGAGUGGAUCAAAAGCUGGUGUUAUUCGUUUUCUGGGAGAUACAGAUUUUGCCAAAGGAGAAUGGUGUGGAGUUGAAUUAGAUGAGCCUUUGGGAAAAAAUGAUGGAGCAGUGGCAGGCACAAGGUAUUUUCAGUGUCAGCCAAAGUAUGGUCUUUUUGCACCUGUACAUAAAGUUACACGUAUUGGGUUUCCUUCAACCACUCCAGCUAAAGCAAAAACCUCCGUAAGAAAAAUUGCUACCAUGCCCACUACCCCAGCAUCACUGAAACGCAGCCCAAGUGCUUCUUCCAUAAGUUCCCUGAGCUCCAUCUCCUCCUCUGUAAGCAACAAACCAAGUCGCACAGGACUGUUAACGGAAACAUCUUCCCGAUAUGCAAGAAAAAUUUCUGGCACAACAGCUCUUCAAGAAGCUCUGAAAGAAAAACAGCAACAUAUCGAACAACUAAUGGCUGAAAGGGACAUGGAGAGAGCUGAAGUUGCCAAAGCCACAAGUCAAGUAGGAGAGGUUGAACAAGAGUUAACAGUGAUACGCCAUGGGCAUGACCAGUAUGUGGAAGAAAUGGAAGCUAAAAUGGAUCAGUUGCGUGCUUUGGUAGAAGCAGCUGACAGGGAAAAGGUUGAACUUCUAAACCAACUGGAAGAGGAGAAAAGGAGAGUUGAAGAUCUUCAGUUCCGUGUUGAAGAAGAGUCUAUCACAAUGGGUGAUUUAGAGACGCAGACCAAACUGGAGCAUGCCCGCAUUAAGGAGCUUGAACAGAGCCUGCUCUUUGAAAAGACCAAAGCUGACAAACUUCAGAGAGAGUUAGAAGAUACUAGGGCCAAAACACGGCCAGUAUCUCUAAAAGUGGCAACAGUUUCUGAAAAAUCUCACAUCAUGGAAUUAGAAAAAGACUUGGCUCUAAAAACCAAAGAAGUUGCGGAUUUAAGACAAAGACACAUAGAUAGUGACAAGCAAGCUGGCAAUGUUGAUACAUCACUUUCUCUACUGCAAGAAGUCAAUUCUUUACAAGAGAGCAUUGCUACAAUGACUAAAGAACACAAUCGUGAACUCGAUUCUCUCAAAAAUAAGCUUAAACAUACAGAAGAGAACCAUGCAAAGGAGAUAGGGGCAUUGAAAAUAUCUACAGAGAAGAUAUCUAAAGAUAAUGAAACACUAAGGGUAAAGCUAAACCAUGCAAACAAGGAGAAUUCAGAUGUAAUUGAGCUUUGGAAGUCAAAAUUAGAGCGUGCAAUUAAUUCAAAUCAGGAAGCAAUGGGAGAACUAACUCUUUCUUUCAAUAAAGGCACCAGUGCGGAAAAUUCUGCAUUGAUUGAGUUUAAGGCUCAAAUAGAAAAUUUAAAAUUAGAACACCAAAAAGAGAUGGACAGACAGAAGAGUGCACAAGAUAAAGAGCUCGCUGUCCAUCUAAAUGAAAUAGAAGGCUUGAAGACUAAACUUCAGGAAUUUAAUGAGGAAAAAGAAAUGGAGCUAGAGACCAUGAAAUCAAAGUUGGAAACUGCAGAAGAGCAACAUCUUAUUGAAAUGGAAGACACUUUAAGUAAACUCCAUGACACUGAAAUUAAGGUAAAGGAACUGGAGGUUUUGCAAGCCAAAUGCAAAGAGCAAAGUCAGAUCAUUGAUAAGUUAACAGUUCAAAUAAAAUCUGCAGAAGAGACUCUUGUGAGUUUUGAUACAGUGCAGAAAGCAGAGUCUGAAAGUAAAAUAGAAAUCAUGAGAUAUAAAGAGAACCUUGAGGCAUCUGAAGUUAAAAUUAAAAGUCUUGAGGCUGAAAAGAGUGCAGAAACUAGCAAGGCAAAUGAUUUGGCUAAGGAGUUGUUGGAGCAAACAGAAAAGCUUUCUCUGUCUGAGCAGAAACUAAAUUCAUUUGUUCAGAUUAAAGAAUCUUGGGAGAAAGAAAUAGAAGACUUGAAAAAGGGUCUUAAUAACUCUUCUGAAAGUGCAAAUUUGCUUCAAAAAACGUUGCAAGAAACUGUCAAUAAUUUAGAGCAGAAAGAAAAGCAGUAUGAGGAAAUGUCCAAAGAGCUGGAUCUCCUGAAGCCACGCUUUGUUUCUCUGGAAAAAUUGUUGAAGGAGUCCGAAGUGAAGGAACAAAACUUCCUAUCAACCAAAACUAAACUAGAGAAACAGAUAUCUGAAAUGAUUCAGUCUUCUGGUGAUAGCUCUGCUCAGUUGACAAACUUAAAUGAGGAGCUGCAAUCUAGGGAAAGAAAUUUAGAUGAACUUCGUGCAGAACACUCAAAAGCACGAGAUUUGGUACAUGAACUAGAGGAAAAUAUUGCUCUUGUGAAAGCUGAAGCUACAAGAAACUAUGAGGAGGCACAGAAAUAUCACCAGGAGGAGGUGGAGAAAAUGACUUCCCAAUUAGGAGACCUGAAACUCGAAAUUGAAAAGAACCAGACUGAAAAUAAAGAACUUCAAAAAAAUCAUGAUAAAAUAACUGCUGACUUGAAUACCCAGCACCAAGCACUGGUUGGCACAUUAAAGCAAAAUAUAGAAGAAAAAGAAGAUUUGUGGAAAACAGCCCAAGCUACAAUAAGUGAUAUGAAGGUACAAAUGGAGGAUCUAAAACAACAAACAGAACAAAUUCAGUCCUUAACCUUUGUGUUAGAAUCUACAAGAAAUGAAUUUGAACUAAUAUCUGAAGAAAUGAAUGUUUUGAAAUUGGAAAAAGACAAACUGGCCCAAGAGGCCAGUACUUUAAAGGAAGGGGAGCAGUCUUUGCAUUUCAAACUUUCAGAGUAUGAAUCUAGUAUCAAUACAAUGCAGCAAGAACAAAAACAGUUAUUGUCAAUGAAUGAAGAUCUUAAGGUUGGAAAUAACAGUUUACUCAUAGAAAUUAAAGAGCUUGAAAAUAAGAACUGUGCCUUUAAUGAUGGAAAUGAAGCAUUGGUUUCUUGCAAAGAAAAACUGCUGUCUGAACUGGAUAAUGCAAAGCAAGAACUUUUGAAGAUUACUAUGGACAAUGAAGACUUGCAGGCUGCUUUGGCUAAAAGGGAUGCCGAUCUAAAAGAGCUUCAAAAAAGCAAAGAUUUCUUGGUUGCACAGUGUGAAGAUCUUCAGAAACAGAACCAAGAACUGCAGAAUUAUCAGAAAAAUCUGACUGGAGAAAAAAUAACUCUUGCAAGAGAAAAAGAUGAAAUCAUUGAAAUGCUUAAAAACACGGCAGAAGAAAUGUUGAACAAGCAAAAACUUUUGUCAGAAGAGGUCAGUGGAUUGAAAAUGGAAAAUGAAUCUGCUGUAGGAAAGCAUUUGGAACUUGAAAGCAACUUAAAAGCUUUAAUAAGUGAGCGAGACAACCUGUUAAAAGCUACAACAGAAAUUAAGACCGAAAGAGAAGGUCUAAUGCUGAAGCAAAAUGAGUUGAAUAGACAGAUUGAAAAUCUGCAUCAAGAAAAAGAGAAGUUAGCACUGGAACGGAACUCUAAAGAAGAAGAGCUUAUUGGAGUUACAACACAGCUCAAUGAAUUACUCCAAGAAAAUGCAACUCUCUUAAACAGUAAAGAUGCAUUGACUGUAAUCUGGGCAGCAGUUGAAAAGGAAAAGCAAAAGUUAGAAGAGUAUCAACGCCAGCUUAUAGAUGACAAGAUAUUGCUUACCAAGGAAAAAGAUGACAUCAUAAAAGUGCUUAAGGAGUCUCAAGAGGAAAUUUCAACUGAACAUAAAAACCUUGUUAAUGAAUUAGCUGGACUAAGAAAUGAAAAGGAGAUUAUUACAAAAAAACUAAUGGAACAUGAAAAUAGGGUUUCUGAUUUAGUUAAGGAAAGAGAGGACUUGAUAAAAACAACCAAAGAACUAUCCUCUCAAAGGGAUGAACUUUUGUUAAAAGAUAAAGAAACAAAUUUAAGAAUAAGUGAUGUGCUUCAAGAAAAAGAGCAGAAGGCACAUGAGUUCAGUGAAUUAACAGCAGAACUGUCCUCUUUUAAAAAACAACUUGAGAAGUCAACAAAAGAUAACGAAGAACUUCGAACCACCAAGGAAACACUAUCAAACUUGCUUGAAGAUAUCAAGACAAGUAGAAAUGUUACUGACUCAGAACGUAUCAGUUUGUUACAAGAAAAAGAAGAGAUGAGUGCAUCCCUACGAAAAGUAUUCUCUGAGAAAGAUGAUCUUCUCAAACAAAUUGAAGAAAUUACUACUACUUCGAAAAUGUCAUUCGAACAGGCCAUAUUAUCUCAGAAUGAAAUGAAGGAAGAGAUAAAUAACCUGAAAAAUGAUAAAAUAUUAAUAUCAAUUCAAUUGGCAGAGUUAGAAAAUACAUUUAAAUCAGUUUCUGAAGAUAGAUCUGCAUUCAAGAAGAAUAAUGCUGAACUUUUAUCCAAAGAACAAUCACUUAUCAGGGAGCUUACAGAAUUUAAGGAUAAACAAGAGAUUUUGAAUUCAUCAAACUCAUUGUUGGUUCAGGAAAAGAAAAGUCUCAUAGAGGAACUUGAAUCUCUAAAUGUGAGAAUGAAUGAAACUACAAAAUGUUUUGAUGAACUUACAAAAACAAAAGAAACUGUUUCAGUGUCGCUGGAACAAGCUCUGAAAGACAAAUUUGAUUUGGAAAAUGAGAUCACAAGUAUAUUGAUAGAUAAGAAUUCCUUGAUUGAGGAUUAUAAAAAGUCUGGUUUAGAGAAGGAGCUGAUGUUGAAAGAUAGAGAUGACUUGCAAAUCAAAUUUCAGAGCUUUGAGCAAAGGUUAACCGAAGAAAGAGAGACAUUUAAUAAUGAGAAAGAAUCCCUUCUUUUAAAAAAUGAAGACCUUCAAAAACUACUGGACACUGUAACCGAAGAAAAGGACCAGGCAUUAUUAAAACAUAAAGAGUUUCUCUCUGAACAUCAUAAACUUGUAGAGCAGAAGCAGGAUAUUGAAUAUAGUUUGCACACAAUUAGCAGAGAAAACGAAAGUUUACAAGCUCAGAAUCAAUGUCAUUUAGCAAACCUUGAAGAACUUCAAAGUAAUAUUGAAUUAUUAACUAGAUCAAAAUUAGAUCUGCAGGACUUGCAUAACUCUAUUUUGAAGACACUGGAAGAACUCAGUUGUGUCCAUGAAGAUAAAAAAGCAGAGCUGGAGGACUUGGUUCGUCAAAAGUCCGAAUUACUAUUGGCUCAGGAGAAUCUGAUAGCAUCAAAUGGCAGUAUUUUAAAAGAAAAGGAAAUACUUGCCAAGAAUUAUGAACAAUUGUCAGAAGAAUCGUUUAUAUUAACUAGAAAGAAUGUAGAAGUCUCAACACAGUCUCAGCAGCUCAGUAACCAAUACCAGGCUUUGCUUAAUGAAAAGGAAGAACUGUUAGAGAAAUACAAUACACUCCAGACUCUUCACAACAACACUGAAGCAAAAAAAGAUGAGGUGUGUCAGAUGGCAGAAGAAACUCUUCAAAUAGUUGAAAAAGUUACUGCAGAAAAAAACAAAUUUGUGAAAGAAAAGGAGGAAGCUGUAAAUGAAAUGGAAGCACUGAAGAUACUAAAUCAGAAAUUGCAAAAAGAACUGAAGGAUCUUUCGCAAGAAUAUAAUACAUAUAGUAAAGAGAACACUCGAAAUGCUGAACUUGUAAAAUCAGAAUGUCUGAAAACAGAAACACGCAUGAAGGAAAUGGGAGAACUGAGGCUGUUGGCUGAGCAGAAGUCCCAGCAUUUAGCAGCUCUACAAGAGGAAAACCUCAAACUUGCGGAUGAGCUUGGAAAGAGCAAGGAGGAGGUCACAACAAACCAGAAGCUUGAAGAGGAAAGAUCAGUAUUGAAUAAUCAACUACUAGAGAUGAAAAAGAGAGAUUCUUUAACAAAGAAAGAGUUUGACAAAGAGAAGGCUUCACUACAGAAAUCGCUCAACGUUACAAGUGCCUUGAUCACUGAAAAGGACAAAGAGCUUGAAAGACUGAGAAAUGAGGUUUCAGAACUGCGUGAAAAGAACAAGUCUGCAAGAUCUCUGCAAUCUGAACUGAGAUCCCUGGAAUCUGAAAAAAUAAAUCUGGAGGAAAGGGUGAAAAACUUGGAGAAAGAACUUAAUGACAACAAGAGGCAGUUGAACAAUGUCUCAAACUCAUCAGGUGAUUCUUCUUUCAACAGCCAGUUUCAAGAAGAGAAAACAUCAUUGGAAAGCCAGAUUGAAUUCCUCAACUCGGUAAUAGUAGACCUUCAGAGAAAUAACGACGACUUAAAGCUGAAAAUCGAAAAGAUGAUUGAAGCAUCUCUCAAUGGCAAUAAUGAAGAAGAAAUGGAUAAUCAUGAGAGCUUAAAUGGCACACAGGGCAAAAAGAAAGUGCCCCCUCGACUUUUCUGUGACAUCUGUGAUUGUUUUGAUCUACAUGACACAGAGGACUGUCCCACACAGACUCAGCUUCCCGACUCUCCUCCUCACUCCACCUUCCAUGGGAGCAGAAAAGAGGAACGUCCAUAUUGUGACAUAUGUGAGGUUUUCGGACACUGGACAAGUAGCUGCAAUGAUGAUGAGACCUUUUAAAAGGGCUUUGCUUCAUAACAGUGUUAUUACCAGCAUUUGUGUGCACAGGCUUCAACAAAACUAACUAUUUAUAGUGGGGAAAUGUUCCAUUUAUAAUAAGCAUUUUAUUUCCCAGGAUUGGCUGUAACUGAACUCUGCAAGAGAAAGCAUUUAAUCCGCUGCCUAUGUUUUAUCAAUUCAGUAUACCACUUAAGGGCUUGCUAAGUUAUUAGCGCUAACUCUAAGAAACCUCAUUUGUUUUUAGAUUCAACAAAUAUUACAUGCAUAUUAAUCUUAUAUUUUAUAUUUGCACUAUUUAAAGAUGAACAUUAAAAUGCCUUUGACUUUUGACACUGGAUGUAAUCAGAAGGACACAUUACUCCGUUUUCUUUAUUGCCAUCUUUUUUUUCAUUUUCACCCAUCUUUUUUUCCCCAUUGUUUUUACACUCAUGAUUAGUGACUCCAUGAAAUGGGUGAGGUGUGAAAAUGACCACGGUACAUAGAGAGAAAACUUUAUUUGCUGGAAGUUUCAAAGCACCAAAGUGUAUUAUGUUUAGCUAUACUUUAGUUAAAUCUGCAAAAAAAGGAACGUGAUUGAGUGUUAAGGAAGACUUGAUCAUUAUCAGUAAAGGUAGAAAUUCCUUUAUUACAUGUGUUUGGUUUGAAAGCCCAAGUAUAACUGUCACUCUUAGCGAUACAUCAGAUAAAUGUCAUCCAAUACUUCCAUAGCAGUAAUUCUUUGUGCUGCAUCAUAGGUCUUGUUAAAGGAGAAUUCAACCCUAAACUUAAAAAAACCCUACCCUACAUAGACCCUCCUCCCCCCAGCCUAAGUGUUGCCCCAGGCAAAUGCCCCUGACGUUUUACUUCGGUGCUGAUUCAGCCAUCGGAGUUCACAGGCGCCAUCUUGAGCUGCUUUGGUAAUCUUCGGAAUAAGACCAGCAUGUUGGUGCAUGUGCAGUUGGAGCAAUUUUCUGUUUCGUGACAAAAAUGGGUUUUUUAAGUUUAGGGUUGAAUUCUCCUUUAAGGAAUGGGUGAGUGUUAACAUAUCAUUACAUUAAUCAUCCGCAAAUAUCUGUAAAUCAGUGCCCAGGUCUUUAAGUACACAUUUAGUGUCUAUACUGUAUCCAGUUAUCCUUCCAGAAUUAACCAGUAAGUUAAUAUAGCUUUCUGAUCUUACGUUCCAUUAUACCAAAUAUGCAUAUCUUAAACCAUUUAACUAAGGCCUCUCUCUGUCUGUGUUGUUCUGACUAUAUGAUUGGUGAGUAGCACAUAGACUCUCUGUUUUAGUUUUUGCAAUCACCACUCUUCCAGGUCUAAUAUAACAGGGUAUAGCAGUUUGCUACUCUAGUCAUUUGGAAACCGCUAAUAUGUGGUUGUUUAGUGCCUCAGAUGCAAGCCUGGCUCGUUAUUUAAAGAACAAAAGAAAAAAGCAUACUACACAUGAUUUCAGAACUGGAGUUCAUAUCCUUCAGACUGUCUAUAUUUACUACUCAAUGUAUUAUUUUGUCCUUAUUCAUUUAACUCUGCCCUAACCACCUUUGUAACAAGAUGGAGAAAUCAAUAUUUAUUAAUACUGCUGGUGUACGGAACGCCUUUUGCUAUUACUGUACAAAAUCUGUUUAUAGAGUAAGUGGAUAGGUUAAUAUAAAUGCGCUAAAUAAUCCAGUUGGAAUAUGUAUAUGAAUUGCUGGUCCCAUAAUGUAUAGUAGGUGUAAGAAUGAAUGAAUGUAAAUUUGCAUAUUCUCCCUAAGUGAAGUCAAAAAAAAAUUGUAAGAUCUAUUCAGAACACAAGAAUCUCUGUCAACAUACUGUAUGGAUUUCCAGUACAUAUUUAUUGUUUAUGUAAUAUGUAUGUUCUUAAGUGAAUUUUUCUUAUAUUGAGAAUUCUGUACCUGGCUUUCCAUGGAAGAAUUUGUAAUUGGCUAUAAAAAGCUGUAUUAACUUAAUAAAUAAAUUUGCUGAUA
Molecule: messenger RNA, 9271 nt
Organism: Xenopus laevis (African clawed frog)
Lineage: Eukaryota; Metazoa; Chordata; Amphibia; Anura; Pipidae
Gene: clip1.S
Product: CAP-Gly domain containing linker protein 1 S homeolog
Exons: 27
Coding region: 237-7328 (2363 amino acids)
Source: RefSeq, a predicted model, not a curated record